AUGGCUGCAUCGGUGCUGGAGAUGUUGAAAGCCUCCAACUUUGCGAGUGUGGAGGACGGAGACAAUGUGACGGAAGGCAAGUUCGGCAUUCCCCGCUACAACGGCGACCCCACCAGGUAUCAGGAGUACGUCUUCCGGGUCAGGGCUCGAAUACGCAAAGAGAAGAAGAUUGACGAAAAGGAAGUGGCAAAGCUGGGUCCCUUGGGACUUCGCUUGCUUGAAGGCCUGACUGGGACGGCGUUCCGCGCCGCACAGAUGCUGGACAUAGAGAAGCUGGAGAGUGCUGAGGGGCCUGAGAUCCUCCUCCAGGAGCUGGCCACCACCCUUCAGCCGAAGCGAGAACAGCAAGCGCGCGAGCUCUAUGAGGCUGGUGCAAUGGUGGGUGGAAUGAUGAGUCGUCAGCAUGGCGAGGGCAUGGCGCAGUUCGUGAUGCGUCGGAGAGCCUGGUAUCGGGCCCUGCUCGACUCAUCGAGCGACAUGAAACUCCCGGAAGUGGUCUUGGCCGAGCAACUCCUACAGAACGCCAGGAUCACUGAUGAUCAACGACUCAUGGUUCGCACUGCCCUCCAAGGGAAGCUAACUUUCGACUCGGUGGCCCAAGAGUUGGUGAACCAACAUCCUCGACUACAUGAACGUGAACGUUUUCCUUACAAAGGAAAGAAAGGUUUUGGAAAGCACCACGGACGACCGAAGGGAUACUUCCACGCCUCGCACGCCUACUGGACGGAGCAGAACGACCAGGACUACUUCUACGAUGACGAGUACGCAAUGGGCUACCUGGCCGAAGAGUAUGCGGAGGACGGCUACGUGGAGGAGAACUACAUGGCCGACUACGAAGAGCCGGACGAGUUGGACUUCCAAGCGGACGCCCUGGCUUACAUGGCAGAGCAAGGGCUGAGCCUGGAGGACUACGACUCUGCAGAGUAUGCGGCCGAGAUGAUCCAGAUUGAUGCCGAAGGGUACUUUGCUGGAAAAGGCGGAAAGGCGAAAGGGCUUCCUCGUCUACGAGACCAUCGCUUUGAGCUCUCUGGCCACCUCAGGCUGGAAGAGAAGAGACAACGCCUUCAGGAGCUGAAGAAUCGGACGACCUGCCGACGCUGUGGGGCGACUGGACACUGGAGCUCAGACAGUGUCUGUCCUAAGAACCGCGGCAAGAGCAAGAGCAAAGGAAAGUUCACCGGAUCUGCCCCUACGGCACCCUCAUCCUCUUCGACUUCUACCACCACGACAACCCCGAAGGGAUCUGGGCGAAAUAAGGGGAGCGGCAAGCGGACGUUCAACCAGAGCCUGCCGCAAUGCUCGCUUUACGACGUGAACCUGGCCGAGACAACCAACCUGUCGGUCAACUUCCUCUUCAGCAUCAUGGUCACGGUGGACAAGCUGCUUCUCAGGGAUGGCUACUUGGACCACCGCCUGUACCUCAUCGACAUCAUGCAGAACAGGGACAUGGACACGGGGAAGCAACAUCCCAGCCGUCUACGUCGCAAUGGAGCAUUGUCCAGGCUGAGCAGAGACCUCUGUGGCUGGAUGGAAGUCCGGUUGGAGGCGACGGUGAUGCCGAUGUCGAGAUGGAUCGACUUCUACGUGAACAUGAGCGUGAACAUGGGCGGCAAGCGCGAGAUGAGAGCUCACGAGUGCAGGAACCUCCAAUGCCCCAGACAUCACCUUCGACGUCUGCUGCACCACAACCAUCUGUUGCCCCGACGACUGCACGCCCUUCCUGUGCCCACACAGAGACGACUUCCGUCGGCUCGAACCAGGAGAGACCGCUACUACGACUACAGCAGCCGCGACACAGCCACGAUGUUCCCAUCACAAACAUUUCGUGGCGUGGAUCCAAUGGGAGCCGCUGGAAAAGCACUUGUCUGGAUUGCGGACACCAAGAAUCCGGAGAUCGCGAGACACCAGCUGGACAUAGGCGCGUCCUCUGCAACGGCGAGCACGAUGGUGGCACAGGCUGCUGCCUCGACUACGACCACGCCGCAACAUGAUCGCCGGAGACGUAUUGCCAUUGAAGGCGCCAAGGUCAUCCCCUGCGGUAAGUACAAGGGCAAGACGCGAGAGUGCGCUUAUCAGGAUGCCGGGUAUCGCCGCUGGGUGCUUGACAAGAUCACCCCAGAAUCCCCUCCUGACAUGAAUGCCCUACGUGCUUACUUUGAAGAGCGCUUGGACGCUGAUCCCGGCCUGUUUCCUCAAGCGUACAUGGUCCUUUCGCAGGAACCUACUGGAGGAGAAGGAGACCUCAUCGCCACUUUGGAUACAGGAUGCUCGCAGUCCUGUCACGGUGAGCUGUGGCUGCAACGAUAUGUGCAAGCCACCGGCCAAUGCUUGCCAGCACUCGAGACCGAUGUGGGCCCUUCCUUCCAUGGCAUUGGAGGGGCAGUGCAAACGGCCGGCAUGCGAACAAUUCCGUUGGUGCUGGAGAUGAUCAAUGGACAGUAUGCCCAAGGCACCUUGCGCUCAGCAGAACUCCGAGGAAGUCAUGCGCCACUGCUGCUCUCACUGGCAGCCCAACGACAUCUUGGUCUUGUCUUGGAUGUCUGUGCCGAGACAGCCCACAGUCAAACUCUUGGGUGCGAUCUUCAAUUGGUCAUGAAGGACGGGCUGUUUGGACUUCGCCUCCUACCUGCUCAUCUUGGACUUCUGGCCGAGAAUCCUGCACUGGGGGAGACGAGCGUAGAGAACAUCACUAAGAAUGAGACCGAGUUCCUCGCGACGGAUGUGAAGAUGGACGAAAGACCACGCGAUGAUGCAUUGCAUCAUCCUACCGACGAUGCACUGCAUCGACCACGCGAUGAUGCAUUGCAUCAUCCUACCGAUGAUGCACUGCAUCCUCCUACGAUGAGCUGCGAUGAGAGGGAGCCUGAUGAGGAUGAGUCAGCCGCUGUUGGGUACAUGGCGUAUGACCACAUGAAGGGACGGACCAUGACGCGAUCGCAGGGGAACUCCUGGAAGAAGCACGUGCAUGACACGCACAACUCUGACCAGUGCCUGUGGAGUCAGAUUUCCACUCAGAGGAGAAGACGGUCGCUGUUGCCACGCGGAUGUCGUACAUUCCUCUUGGAGAUCUUUGCGGGAGCGGCCUUGCUGAGUGAUAUCUGCGCGCGUGAAUAUGGUCACCCUAUCAGUGCUCCUGUGGACCUCAAUGUCGGCAUCGACUUGCUCACACCGGAAGGGCGAGCGCACGUGGACUCCGUGAUCGAGAGAGACGACCCCUAUGCCAUUAGCAUUGCGCCACUUUGCUCUCCUUGGUGCGCCUACUCAAAGCUCAACAUAUCCAAAGGGGGACGAACCUGCAAGCGCAUCCAAGAUGAACGCAAGCGAUGGCGACCAGUUCUCUCGUGGAUCGCGAAGAUGGUCAAGCAACGCCUAAGCCGUGGUCGCCAGAUUCUGGUUGAGAAUCCCUGGGGAAGUGCUAUGUGGGAUGAGUGGGACUUUCAGGACUUGAUCGUCAAUGACCACCACGAUGCUCUCACUGGAGAACUACUGGAAGCCACAAAAUGUGAUCAAUGCAUGCAAGGACUGCGUUCCACGACUUCUGGACUUCCCCACAUGAAGCCCACUUGCUUCCUCAGUGCCUCCACAACCUUGAAGCACACCCUGAAUGUACGCUGCGACGGUCAACAUGAACAUGAGCAACUCACCUCAGGGAAGGCUUGCAAGGAAGCGCAACAAUGGCCAAGAAAACUGUGCCACACUAUCCUUGAUGGAUGGUGCAAGGACUUGGACAACACGCUGUGUCGGUCUGCGUUCCCUGCAGAAGCGGCACGGGAAGAUGCCGACCAAGCCGAGUUUGUGAUUGACGAUGAUGAGGAUGGCAUGCACCGUACGUUGGACCACAUCUACGGCCCUGAAGAUGAGGCGGCGAUCACCGCUGGACCACUAGGACGAUGUGAAGCUGCUGAAGUUGCUGCGCGAGAAGGAGAAGCAAUUCAUGAGGAAACAGAAAGCUUGGAGUCCGAGUCCAUGCGGGAGAGAAGAAAGAAAUGGAGAGAGCUUCCCUACGCGAUGCGUGUCGCUUUGAGGAGGCUCCAUGGCAUGACUGGACACGCAUCUCCGGCAUCUAUGCAACGACUUCUUCGUACUGCUGGUGCGGAUGCCGCCGCGAUCCGCGCAAUGCAGUACUUUCAGUGUCCUGUUUGCGACAGUCUGAAAAGGCCUAUGCAAAGACCCGCCACCAAGGUGCCUGGACCUUACGUCUUCAACGUGGAGGUAAGCGUGGAUGUCUUUGUGAUCCGCGAUGUGGAGGGGAACAAAUUCUUGAUCCUUUCCAUUGUUGACCUCGGCACGCUCUUUCACGUUGGCGUCGUGGUUGGAACUGGAGCUGGAAGCCCAUCCUCUUCAAAUUGCGCAAAGGCUUUUGACACCGCCUGGAUGUCCUGGGCAGGCGCUCCUGACCGGGUUGUUCUGGACAGGGGGACGCACAACCGCGGGGUCUUCCAGGAGAUGCUGAGAUCCCGAGGAGUGGAACUUCGAUAUACCGGCCUGGAGGCCGGCCAUCAUCUAGGACGUGGAGAACGGCAAGGUGGGCUGAUGAAGUCGAUGAUGAAACACAUCAUUCAUGAACGGCAACUCCGAGGACGACAGUCUAUUGAGUUCGUGGUGUCAGAAACGGCUGAGGUCAAGAACUCCAGACUGCAUGUUGGAGGUUUUGCUCCGGCUCAAUGGGUGCUUGGGCGACUACCAAAGGACUUGGACAGCCUCACAGCCCUCGGAGCAGAACAUCGGCUUGGAACUCACCAGGAGAUCUUGGAUGGGACUUCGUCGUUUGCACACCGUAUGGAGAUCCGGAUGGCAGCGAAGCAAGCAUUUACGUUCCACGAUUCGGCUCAACGUCUUCGCGCAUCUAUGCUUCGAAAGGCCACGCCCACACGUGGACCCUUCGUGACUGGAGACCUCGUCUGCUUCCACCGCAAGCAAGGAGCAAGAGUUGGACAGCGCUGGUUUGGGCCUGCUCGUGUAGUCGGUCAAGAAGGGCGAUCCAAGCUAUGGGUGAUCCAUGGAGGAAUACCCAUGACCGUGGCCGUGGAAGCAUGUCGACACGCUAGUGGACCUGAGAUACUGGCGAAGCGGGAGUUGGAACUGCGCCCAAGCAGGAAGAGACGCCGUGAAGUUAUCGAAGAUGAUGACGAGACCUAUGAGUACCCUUUUGGCGAUGACUUGGCCGGUGUCCCAGGACGUCAUGAAGAUGGAGAAGGCCUUGGAGAAGAUGAACAAAUGCGCUAUUUUGACACCACGGACAUUGCCGACGGGGGACUCUCACCCAGUCCCUAUUCACCAUCACCUGCAGGAGAAGCUGCCGCAGGACCUAUUCCUUCUCCGCUAUCACCAGCUGACGAAGGACCUGGCGUUGCGGACCUGCCACCGAUCCCUGAGGACUUACUUGAGACCGAUGAGGGAGAGAGGACGCCUACGCCCACAGUUGGUUCGACCUUCGAGCCUGAACAAGAACAAAUUCCUGUGAGCAGACAAGGAACAAGUGAAGUGAUGUCCCCUACACCGCUUCCACCAGGACUUCACGGAAAUCUCAGAGCAGCUCUUCAUAGGUCGCCAGAUCUGCUCGAUGGACAUCGUGCUGCUGAACCACGUAAUGAGCCAUCGACAACUCGCAGAGAUCGCUCGAGAUCCCCACCUACUCGGUCAUCCUCUGCGGUGAUCCCGAACCAAAGCACGUUGGUUGAGCUUCCUCGAGCCCCUGGGCAAGAUCGGGCGUUUCUGGCGUUCCUUGCUCGCCGGAAGACCGCCAUGGCACGAAGCAAAGAAUACAGUUUGGACAAAAUGGAGGCCGAAGAGCGUGUGAAAAUGGAAGCUGCUCAAGAAAAGGAAUGGGGCAAUUGGCGAAACUUUGAGGCUGUCAAGGUGCUGGAUCCGACGAAGGCUGCAGAGUUUCUUCGAGAACAUCCUGGAACACAGAUUGUCCCGACCAGAUGGGUGCUGACAAACAAGGCUCAGCCCUGGGAAGAUGCCCGCUACAAGGCUCGCAUUGUGGUGCGGGGUGACCUGGAGCGGGGCGCUGCUGAGACUCGUACAGAUUCACCGACGGCAUCCUCGACAAUGGUCAACAUGUUGCUAGCUUAUGCGGCCAGCAACAAGCUUCCUUUGAGAGGAGGAGACAUCACCGCUUCCUUCUUGCAAGGCGAGAAGAUAUCACGGAAGCUCAUCCUGAAACCACCUCCUGGCGGCCUACCAGGAGUGGAAGAUGGCAGUCUGCUUUUGGCUGAGAAGCCAGUCUACGGAACGCGUGACGCCCCUCGAGGUUUCUGGAAACGCUUGCACUCCGUGAUCCUCUCGAAGGGCCUAAGGAAGAUCCCUGGCGAGAACUCCGCGUAUGUGCUCAAUGACUCGAACAAUAACAUCAUCGGGAUGCUCAUCUGCCACGUCGAUGACCUCCUAUGGGCCGGAGGAGAACGUAUGGAUGAGGUGAUGAACCAGAUACAGUUGGCCUUCGAGUUCGGGUCAUUGGAACUCGACAACAGCUUCGUCUACUGUGGACGCAACAUUGAGCAGAGCACUGAAGGCAUCAAGGUGACCUGCCCUAACACUGCAGCAAAGGUGAGGCCCAUUGUGCUAACCAGAGAAAGACGUCGUGAACGUGAUGCCGCAGCCACCGACAACGAGAAGGGGCAACUCAGGAGUGUCUUGGGGAGUCUAGGCUGGGUGACACGUGUGUGUCGUCCAGAUAUUGGCUACCAGGUCAACCAUCUCCAGAGCAUCCAAAAGAAUGCCGUCGUGAGCGACCUGAUUGCCUGCAACAACCUUCUGAACUACGUCAAGGAGACUCCUCAACAUGGCCUCUUCUACCGCUACAAUGCGGUUGACUUCAAUGAGGCCGCCAUCCUCUCCAUCACCGACGCUUCCUAUGGUGCAGACUAUGAUGUGGACGAGCACUAUGGUGUGCCUCUCGGGAAUCGUUCCCAGUCCGGAAGGAUCCUAGCUCUUGGAAACAAUGACUUCGCUUCGACCGGAACAGGCGACAUCUACAUGAUCGAAUGGCACAGCAAUGUGCUGAAGAGAGUGUGCCGCAGCACACUACAGGCUGAAACCCUUAGCCUCGUUCAGGGCUAUGAGGAAGCUGAACAUGUUCGGGUGCUGAUGCAUGGGCUCUUCCACGAGAAGACGGGCUCUACCAACGACUUCAUGAUCGGCGCGAUGGAUGGACGACGCUUGGAGAUGUUCACCGAUUGCAGAAGCUUAGAAAGCCACCUGAAGCAGCCGGGACUUUCCACGGUUGCCGACAAGCGCCUGGCUAUUGACCUCAGUGCCAUGCGCCAGCUGGUGUGGCGAGACUCCGGAGAGCUAGUUGGAGAUCCUGUUUACCAAGAUGCUCCUCCGCAAGCUUCCACAACCCGCGUGAGCUGGAUAGAGACCAAGACGAUGGUUGCCGACAGUCUGACCAAGCACAUGAAGUGUGAGCAGCUCUUGGCCUUGAUGCACGAAGGCAAGGUCACUUUCGACAUGAACAAAGAACAUUCGAAGAAGGCAUCAAUGAAGCAAGACAAGCAAGAUCGUCAAGCAUCAAUGAGUGGUCGCGGCUGGUAUCUGGCAGACGAGGGCCAGGUUCUGUCCGUGGCGCCGCCGGAGUCCUCCUUGGGCCUUCCCUCGCUGGCCCCGCGCGUGUUUCUCUACAAAGGCUUUGCAGCGGCCUCGGCGUACGUCGCGCGGGGGCCGUGCCUGAAGGUAGACAUCUCAGUCCGCCUCAUCCAGGGACAGACGGUACUCGACACGCUGAAUCACUUCCGGGAUUGUCUGCGACAGCACUACCAGCAGACAUACAAUCGGGAGCCCAGCAAGGACGAGAUGGAUACAUUCCUUCAGAAGCAGAUCGCCGGGCGCACCUGCAUGAGCCGGCACAACCAAAUCCACUACCGCAUCCAGAAGGUGUGCAUCGACAAGGACCCCUCCUCCACGUUCCCCUUCGAGGAUGGCGAGAUCACCUACCUGGAGUAUUUCCAGCGCCGCCACGGAAUUGUCCUACAGCGGAAGCAGCCGCUGCUGUACUGCCCCUUUCGCGCCAAGGCGGAGGUCUACCUCCCGGCGGAGGUGGCCUUUCUCACCGGCUUGGACGACGAGUGGAAGAGCAACAAGGAGUUUUCGCAGGGGCUCUGGAGGGGCCUUCGGCAUUCACCCCGGGAGCACUGGCAACUUCAGGGCAAGCUCAUGCGCGGCCUUUCCGAUCCCAGUGACGGCCAGGCACUACGUGAGUGGGGCGUGCAGGUCGCUUCCUCACCACUGAAAGUGCGCUUCGGGCAGCUGGAUUAUGAGCCGGUCUACUUCAGCCGCGAGGCCGAGGAGCAUUUUCUGCAGCUGACCGAGCCGCCCCGCGAGCUGCAGGUGAUGACGUCCUCGGAAGGUUUCAGCCGCCGGCCCUGGCCGGAGGAUCUCAUGGAGGCCUAUGCCCGAGUCUUUCCUUUCAUCACGGCGACCUUGUCAAUCGCGCGAUGCGUGAACGUCUCGUUGACUUGGGGCUCCGCGAAGUCCUUCUCUGAGAUUAGUAUCGUGGUCCCGUAG
Symbiodinium natans is the source of this 8508-nucleotide messenger RNA. The record is from the annotation of a GenBank genome assembly. Lineage: Eukaryota; Dinophyceae; Suessiales; Symbiodiniaceae.